GUAGCUGGAAAGGGGAGCGUGGCUCCAUUAACCAGCUCAGGCAGACCGUGUGAGGACCGGAGGAAGAAUGCUCCUGGCUGCCCUGUCCUGCCUGCUGUGGAGUUUCCGGACCUCCGCCGGCCACUUCCCUCGAGCCUGUGCCUCCUCCAAGAGCCUGACAGAGAAGGAGUGCUGCCCGCCCUGGGCGGGCGACGGGAGCCCCUGCGGCCGGCUCUCGGGCAGGGGCUCCUGCCAGGACGUCGUUCUGUCCGCGGCGCCACUCGGACCUCAGUUCCCCUUCACCGGGGUGGACGACCGCGAGUCUUGGCCCUCCAUCUUUUAUAACAGAACCUGCCAGUGCUUUGGCAACUUCAUGGGAUUCAAUUGCGGAAGUUGUAAGUUUGGAUUUCGGGGACCCGGCUGCACAGAACGGCGACUUCUGGUGAGAAGAAACAUCUUUGAUUUGAGUGUCCCGGAGAAGAACAAAUUUCUUGCCUAUCUCACUUUGGCAAAACAUACCACCAGCCCAGACUACGUCAUCCCCACGGGCACCUCUGGCCAAAUGAAUCAUGGAGCAACACCCCUGUUUAAUGACGUCAGUGUUUAUGACCUCUUUGUCUGGAUGCAUUAUUAUGUGUCAAGGGACACGCUGCUUGGGGACUCUGAAGUCUGGAGAGACAUUGAUUUUGCUCAUGAAGCCCCGGGUUUUCUGCCUUGGCAUAGACUCUUUCUGCUGCUGUGGGAACAGGAAAUCCAGAAGCUGACCGGGGAUGAGAACUUCACCAUUCCAUACUGGGACUGGAGAGAUGCAGAAAACUGUGACGUUUGCACAGAUGAGUACAUGGGAGGGCGCAACCCUGCAAACCCUAAUCUACUCAGCCCAGCAUCCUUCUUCUCCUCUUGGCAGAUCGUCUGCAGCAGAUUGGAGGAGUACAACAGUCGCCAGGCUUUAUGCAACGGGACGUCUGAGGGACCAUUACUGCGCAAUCCUGGAAACCACGACAAAGCCAGGACCCCGAGGCUCCCCUCCUCGGCUGAUGUGGAGUUUUGCUUGAGUUUGACCCAGUAUGAAUCAGGUUCCAUGGAUAAAGCUGCCAACUUCAGCUUUAGAAAUACACUGGAAGGAUUUGCUAAUCCGCUUACUGGGAUAGCAGAUGCCUCUCAAAGCAGUAUGCACAAUGCCUUGCACAUCUACAUGAACGGAACGAUGUCCCAGGUACCAGGAUCUGCCAAUGAUCCCAUCUUCCUUCUUCAUCAUGCGUUUGUUGACAGUAUUUUUGAACAGUGGCUUCGAAAGUAUCGUCCUCUUCAAAAUGUUUAUCCAGAAGCUAAUGCACCCAUUGGACACAACCGAGAAUCCUACAUGGUCCCUUUCAUCCCGCUCUACAGAAAUGGUGACUUCUUCAUUUCAUCCAAGGAUCUGGGCUACGACUACAGCUACCUACAAGAGUCAGAACCGGACAUUUUUCAAGAUUACAUUAAGCCCUACUUAGAACAAGCACGUCAAAUCUGGCCAUGGCUCAUUGGGGCAGCUGUGGUUGGGUCGGUCCUUACUGCUGUACUGGGAGGACUUACUAGCCUGUUAUGUCGUCGAAAGAGAAACCAGCUUCCUGAAGAAAAGCAGCCCCUGCUCAUGGAAAAAGAAGAUUACCACAAUUUGUUGUAUCAGAGCCAUUUAUGAAAGGCUUAGGCAAUAGAAUUAGGGCAAAAAACCUGACCUCGCUAUAACUUAAAUGAUGUUAAAGUCCCCAGGGGAUGUCCCAGUGGAAAUCCUUGGCAUGUGUCUACAGAGACCCUUAUCAGAACUGUUAUCAGUACAAAAUGUUUCCCUCCUCCUACUCAGGCAGAAGCCACCUGUGCUUGCUUUGCUGGAUUUUGAUCAUUCCCUGAAGAGUUUUCCUCAAGCUCCUAUUUCCAAGGAAAGGAUGCCCUUUGGUAAUAAGUAACUGCUAGAUGUAUCUGAAUGAAAGCGCUCUUGUAAAAUAUGGGGACAUGUGUGAUUCUUUUCCUCUUGAUUGUGGAAUGACUUGUUCCUUUUAUUAUCCCCUUUCUCUGAUUUUAAUAAAAUAGCAACAAAUUUA
Molecule: messenger RNA, 2060 nt
Organism: Cervus elaphus (red deer)
Lineage: Eukaryota; Metazoa; Chordata; Mammalia; Artiodactyla; Cervidae
Gene: TYR
Product: tyrosinase
Exons: 5
Coding region: 68-1660 (530 amino acids)
Biological process (GO): pigmentation; melanin biosynthetic process
Molecular function (GO): tyrosinase activity
Source: RefSeq, a predicted model, not a curated record